UGUGUCAGUUUGGCUGAUACGAUAAAGAAAAAAUUCGUUUUUUUUUCGUAGCCAAUGUAAAAAAUUGUAAAGUGUAAAACCGGAAUUUCUGUGUUACGUUCCACCAGGUGAAAACCUCCGAACCAAUAGUGAUUAAAACAUUUCCAGUAGAGUUUCAUUACCGGGAUGGAAUCCCAAAAGUAUACACUCUCUUCAAUACGGCAGGACAUUGUGGACAACAACUUGCAUGUUAAAGCCAUUAUUCAAGAUAUUCUAGCAUUCCGUGGUUCAAUAGCGGAAUUAAAUACUUUAAAUGAAGCCGGUCGAGGGAAAUUGGCUGCUCUAAGGAAGUGUAUUGAACGGCUGGAUGAUUGGGCACGGGACGAAGGUGACCCGCAAGUUUACAAGGAUGUCGACCAGCACCGGGAACAGUUCUCCAAAACCCUUCAGGCAUUCCGCAAAGCAAACAUAUCAACUAUGCUCGAGAUCGAAAAACAACACAAAGAGGAACUGUUUGCCCUUAGUCCGGAGAGUGAACUUCGUCAGCGGCAUACAGGAGCGGGUUCGUCCAGCAAUCGAUCCUCGCUACUGUCCCAGCAGGAAAGUGUUACCGAAAGAAUGCGAUCGAUAUCCCAGCAGCUGUCGGAAACUACCCAAAAGAGUGCGGCCACUCUGGAAACACUGAUUUCCUCCAGUACCAGUGUGGAAGGCACCCGCGACGAGCUACUGAGUACGUCCGGUACCAUUUCCCAAUCUGGCAAACUACUGAAAAAGUACGGCCGACGCGAAUGCACCGACAAAAUUUUACUGUUUUUUGCUUUCGCUUUCUUUCUGGCAUGCGUGUUUUACAUCGUGCAGAAGAGGUUAUUUUAAAACACAAGUGAAACGCAUCGCAAAAUGAUAUUCUGUUACACGUUGGCAAAAUUUUUGUUAGCCAGGAAAUAAGACAACGUUCAAGUUUGACGAUUUAGACUUUUUUCAAACGUUUUUUAGCACAAGAUCCGCCAGUAAAUCAAUAAUAAUGGGAUAGAUCGUAAAUUACACACUACAAAAUGACUAAAAUCUAAUAAAUUAUUACUUCACUAAAUUAUUCAACUCUCACAGCAAAUGCUGCGAUUUCCCUCUUGAUGGAAAGUAAUAAAUAGUAUGACUGCGAUGAAUUACGAUAGCCAGGCAGGGUAGACGUUUGGCCAAAGGUAUGGAAUAAUGAGAUUUUAAACUUAUAGAUACUGAUACUAUGUAGUAUCUGCUGCAUUUACUAUCUGAACUCUGCGACCACCACUGCAAACUGAUGGAAUAAAUAGAUCAAACAAAUGAAA
Molecule: messenger RNA, 1298 nt
Organism: Sabethes cyaneus
Lineage: Eukaryota; Metazoa; Arthropoda; Insecta; Diptera; Culicidae
Gene: Sec20
Product: vesicle transport protein SEC20
Exons: 3
Coding region: 166-852 (228 amino acids)
Biological process (GO): retrograde vesicle-mediated transport, Golgi to endoplasmic reticulum
Cellular component (GO): endoplasmic reticulum; SNARE complex
Molecular function (GO): SNAP receptor activity
Source: RefSeq, a predicted model, not a curated record